This is a messenger RNA of Insectozyma verbasci, 1281 nucleotides long. NCBI's taxonomy places the organism in Eukaryota, Fungi, Ascomycota, Pichiomycetes, Serinales, Debaryomycetaceae. The record is from the annotation of a GenBank genome assembly.
AUGAGUAGUUUACCAUUAUUAGGCUCAUCAAAUGAUGUUAAUGCUCAAUCAACAUUAUCUGGAUUCAAUUAUAAUUUUACAAAAACUUUUAAAUUAACUUUAAAAUCGUCCCCAGUUAAUUAUUUAUUAUUUUUCGUACCAUUGGGUAUAUUAGCAGGAGAAUUAGAUUGGUCUUCAAAUGCAAGAUUUUGGUUAAAUUUUUUUGCAAUUAUUCCAUUAGCUUCAAUAUUAGCAUUUGCAACUGAAGAGAUUUCUGAAUUUGUUGGUCAAACUGCUGGAGGUUUAUUAAAUGCAACUUUUGGGAAUGCGGUCGAAUUAAUUGUUAGUAUUAUAGCAUUGAAAAAUAAUCAGGUUAGAAUUGUACAAGCAUCAAUGUUAGGUUCUAUUUUAUCAAAUUUAUUGUUAGUUUUAGGUUGUUGUUUUGUUGCUGGUGGUAUAACGAGAGUUCAACAAACUUUUAAUCAAACAGUUGCACAAACCAUGUCAAGUUUAAUGGCAUUAGCAACAGGUUCAUUAUUGAUUCCAGCUGCAUUUCAUGCAUCAAUUCCAGGUUCAAAAAAGGGAAAAGAUGAUACAUUUCCAAAUCCAGGUACUUCAGAUGAUUUAAUUUUAUCAUUAUCAAGAGGUGUUUCAAUUAUUUUAUUAGUUAUUUAUAUUUUUUACUUAUUAUUUUCAUUAAAGACUCAUAAACAAUUAUUUGAAGAAACAAAUGGAGAAAUAAUUGAAGAACAACAUGAAGAUUUAAGUGAUGAUAAUAUUAUAACUAAUUCAUUGAAAAGUAAAGAUCAAAUUCAAAAAGAAAAACAUUUAAAUGUUGUAUCAGGAUUAAUUGUUUUGUUAGUUACUACAAUUUUAGUUAGUUUAUGUGCUGAUUACUUAGUUGGUUCAAUUGAUGAAAUUGUUGAAACAUCUGGUUUAUCUAAAACAUUUAUUGGUUUAAUUGUUAUUCCAAUUGUUGGUAAUGCUGCUGAACAUGUUACUGCUAUAAUUGUUGCAAUGAAAGAUAAAAUGGAUUUAGCAAUUGGUGUUGCUGUUGGUUCAUCAUUACAAAUUGCAUUAUUUGUAACUCCAUUUAUGGUUUUAAUUGGUUGGUUUAUUGAUGUUCCAAUGUCUUUAUAUUUUUCAACUUUCGAAACAGCAAUUUUAUUUGUUAGUGUUUUUAUUACUAAUUUAGUUAUAUUAGAUGGUGAAAGUAAUUGGUUAGAAGGUGCUAUGUUGUUAUCAACAUAUUUAAUAAUUGCUUUAGCUUUCUUUUAUUAUCCAGAUGUUGCACCACUUUAG